AUGCAGGCCUUCCGCCGUAAUACCCUCUCGGCCGUCCGCAAUGUCGCUUCUCAGCAGCGCCGCGGCUACGCCCAGCCUUCUGCUGCGUACGCCAGCACCGUGAACAACCUCCGGAUCAACAAGGACACUCGAGUUCUGUUCCAGGGCUUCACAGGAAAGCAGGGAACAGCAGGCACCAAUGUCGUCGGUGGUACCAACCCCAAGAAGGCCGGCCAGACGCACUUGGACCGUCCCGUUUUCGCCAGCGUCGCCGAGGCCGUGAAGGAGACCCAGGCCACCGCGUCUGCUAUCUUUGUUCCGUACGAUCUUGAUAAGCUCGAAACUCAUAGAUGA
Messenger RNA from Penicillium chermesinum, 333 nucleotides. RefSeq names its product Succinate--CoA ligase. Gene Ontology annotation, cellular component: mitochondrion; succinate-CoA ligase complex (ADP-forming). Bases 1 to 333 code for a protein of 110 amino acids. The transcript has 2 exons. Gene Ontology annotation, biological process: tricarboxylic acid cycle. Gene Ontology annotation, molecular function: succinate-CoA ligase (ADP-forming) activity; succinate-CoA ligase (GDP-forming) activity. The record is from RefSeq and is a predicted model, not a curated record. NCBI's taxonomy places the organism in Eukaryota, Fungi, Ascomycota, Eurotiomycetes, Eurotiales, Aspergillaceae.